CCCCCCCAGGCCCCACUGCCCCCACCCACCCAUCCCCCGUCCCCAUUCCAUCACCUGGACUUCAGCCACAGCCUGAGCUUUGGGGGAGGGGAUGAAGAGGGGCCCCCAGGCUACCCUGACCCACUGGGGCCAGAGCAUGGUUCCCCAUUCCCCAACCUGUCCAAGAAGGAUCUGGACCUCAUGCUCCUGGAUGACUCACUGCUACCACUGGCCUCAGACCCCCUCUUAUCCACCAUGUCCCCCGAGGCCUCCAAGGCCAGCAGCCGCCGGAGCAGCUUCAGCAUGGAGGAGGGCGACGUGCUGUGACCCUGGCUGCCCCUGUGCCUCCCUCCCCCACAUCAGGCUGCACUUGUGUGUGAAGUAGCCACCUGCCCUGCCUCACUCCUCCCUGUUGGCCCUGUUUGGACUUAGUGCCUGUCCGGCAGCCUGUGGGGUCAGCAGAAGCCCCCCACCUGGCUCAGUGCCCCCGGGAGCAGCCCUUCUGAUGGGGCUGGGUGGGAAUAGGCAUUCAACUGGCUCCCGGAGGUGAAAUCAUGAGGGGGCAGGGAGGGGACAGGGUGGACUAGAGGUAAGAAGAGGUCCUAGUUGGGGGGUAGAGAGAUAGGGGUCCUAUCUUCUGAGCCUCAUCCCCCCAUUGCCAAUGAAGGACAGGUUGGAGCAGGUGGUUCAGCAAGCUCCUUCUCUGAGGCAGCAACUGGCCCAGGGGGUGCCCAGGCCUGCCUUUCUGGGACUCAGAUGGUGACAAGCACGUCCCUCAGCCUGGCACUCCCCCUGCCCUCCUGCAGGUGGGGCACCCACCCCCCUAUGGUGCUAACAGCUCUCCACCAGGUGGUGUGAGGGCGGGGUGGGCGGAAGAGAGGGCGGGGCUGGGUUCUGGUUAGCUGUGGGAUCACUGCUGGAAGAGCAGCUCCCCUCCAGACUUCCCACUUUGUGCCUUUAGUAAACACUGUGCUUUGUA
Molecule: messenger RNA, 958 nt
Organism: Galeopterus variegatus (Sunda flying lemur)
Lineage: Eukaryota; Metazoa; Chordata; Mammalia; Dermoptera; Cynocephalidae
Product: transcription factor EB-like
Exons: 1
Biological process (GO): regulation of transcription by RNA polymerase II
Cellular component (GO): nucleus
Molecular function (GO): DNA-binding transcription factor activity, RNA polymerase II-specific; RNA polymerase II cis-regulatory region sequence-specific DNA binding
Source: RefSeq, a predicted model, not a curated record